Hyphopichia burtonii NRRL Y-1933 is the source of this 1000-nucleotide messenger RNA. It is a transcript of the gene PAN6, whose product is annotated as pantoate--beta-alanine ligase. The transcript has a single exon. Gene Ontology annotation, biological process: pantothenate biosynthetic process. NCBI's taxonomy places the organism in Eukaryota, Fungi, Ascomycota, Pichiomycetes, Serinales, Debaryomycetaceae. Gene Ontology annotation, molecular function: pantoate-beta-alanine ligase activity. Bases 7 to 954 code for a protein of 315 amino acids. The record is from RefSeq and is a predicted model, not a curated record.
AAAAGAAUGACAACAGCCAGUUCCAACACUAUCAAGAUCUUGAGGACUGUCCAGCAAGUAAGACAAUGGAGACGCCAGUGCUUGCUCAAUGGGAAAACGGUUGGGUUUAUACCCACGAUGGGAGCAUUACAUUCGGGACACUGUUCUCUUAUAUCCCAAUCUUUGAAAGAUAAUCAUCAUACUAUAGUAUCGAUAUUUGUGAAUCCGUCCCAGUUUGCACCUCACGAAGAUUUAGAAGCAUAUCCAAGAACUCUUGAAUCGGAUUUAAAGAUUUUGGAAGAUUUCCCAAAGGGUAACGUUGUCGAUGCGGUUUUCGUUCCAAAAAUCUCUGAAAUGUAUCCAUCCGGUAUAACUUUGGAAGUUCCUAAGCAGAAGGGUGCAUUUGUUACGGUCCAAGGUUGUUCUGAACAAUUGGAAGGAGCUUCAAGACCCGCCUUUUUCCGUGGUGUUGCAACCGUUGUAACUAAAUUACUAAAUAUUGUUACCCCAGAUCAAGUUUACUUUGGUCAAAAAGAUGCUCAACAAUGUGUAGUUAUAAAAAACUUGGUUAAAGAUUUGUUGAUAGAUACAAAUGUUAAUGUUUUACCUACAUUAAGAGAAUCAAACGGUCUCGCUUUAUCUUCAAGAAAUGCAUAUUUAUCCGAUGAAGUUAGAGAUCAAAGUUCGAUCAUUUAUAGAGCCCUUUCAAAUGGUAAAGCAUUCUACGAAACUUCUACAAAAAAAACAAAUCAACCGGUUAAAAGUUCUGAUAUCUUAAAUGAAAUUCAUCAUACUUUGGAAAGUAAACCCGAUAAUUUCAAUAUUGAGUACAUCUCCAUUAACCACCCUCAAUCCUUGGAAGAAUUAGAAUUUGUGGAGCCAGGGGUAGGUGCAAUCAUUUCAACUGCAGUAAGGGUUCCUAAAGAGAAGGAAGAAGGUGAAGCUAGGUUGAUCGAUAAUGUAGUACUCAGUUAAUUCAUGUAAAUAAUUUUAUACAAAUAAUAUAUACAUUUUAAAGCCC